UAACAACAACAAACACUGGCGCUCUCGUGGCCAAAUCACACACUUCCUUUUUCUCGCCGAAGUGUCCUUUGGCACGCUUUUACAGUUAUACAGAGCGGCGCUCAGUUUGUAGACAACGUUUGCCGUGGCGGCCCGAAAGGAACGGACCAAAAACUAUUUUUCGGUUAAAUAGCAGAUCCAACUGUAAACGGCACCGCGAAUGAGCAGCCAGCCCAUAAUAGGCAGCUCCCAACAACAACAACAACAAUACAAAAAAAAAAAACGAAAAUCCCCUCGCAUGUGUAUGUGUGUGCGUACGUCACAGCCCGCGACGUGUGAAGAGUGUGCGUGUGUGCGAGUGUACGGGGAAAAAUCAGUAAAAUGUUUAUGCAAAUCAUGCGACAAAUGUGCGCCAAUCGCGUAAAAUCGUAAAGUGCAUUAAGUGAAACAAAAUUAUAUAAUUAAGUAGCCUAGCGAGAAGCUUUUUUGGCCAUUAAGGAGGAAAAAAUAAUAUAGGAGAAGAGGUUGCUGCUAACUGCUGCUGCUGCUGCUGCUACUACUACUCUCCCUGUGCUUCUUCUUCCUGUCCUAUCCGUAUCCGUAUCGCCGUGUAGGUGUAGCGCCAGUGUGACAGUGUAUUGGUGUCUCGUGGCCAGGAGCCUGUCGGUGUAGUGGCUAGUGUGUAAGUGUAUGCACUGUGGGUGCAACAACGUGAACGCUUCAUCCCGGAAGUGAUUUGUAUAAGGCGAAAGCCUCUGAAAUUUUGCACCCGAAACGGAAAUAGUCGGUAGUGUUUUGGUGAUGAAGUCAUGUGGAAGUGGCAACAAAGUAAACACACAACUACAGCCAUGGCCAGUACAAUUAUUGGCGAAACUUAAUUAAAUGCUGCAUCAUUUGCAAAACUGCAAAAAGGAAUUCUUAACAAUCGCAAUAAAACUUUUGUCGAACAAAAGUAAUUAAAGGACCUCGCACCAUCACCAAUACCAAUACCAAUACAAUACAUAGCUCCACAUUGCCGCUAUGCGACAACAAAGUUGCUAGGAGCCAUAAGGACGAAAGGAGUCGAGAGUCGGCAGGUGACUAGGGGCCAAGAGCAGGAGCAGAAGCGGGUACAGGUGCAGGCCUAACGGCAGGAACUGAGGAAUCUUGUGCAUGGCCAGACGCCAGCUGACGUUGCCAGCCGCAAACAGCUAACAGGACGAAGGACGAGCCACCCAGUCACGGCCGCAAAAUGCAGAAGGAGAACAAUGUUACGGCGGAGAAUUGCCAAUUUGUGGGGCCCUAUCGCCUUGAGAAAACUCUUGGCAAGGGUCAAACGGGACUCGUCAAGUUGGGCGUGCAUUGUGUGAUUGGCAAAAAGGUCGCGAUUAAAAUAAUCAAUCGCGAAAAACUCAGCGAAUCGGUGCUAAUGAAGGUUGAACGUGAAAUUGCCAUAAUGAAACUAAUCGAUCAUCCGCAUGUCCUUGGCCUGAGCGAUGUCUACGAGAACAAAAAGUAUCUGUACUUAAUAUUGGAGCAUGUAUCCGGCGGGGAGCUCUUCGAUUAUUUGGUGAAAAAGGGCCGACUGACGCCGAAGGAGGCUCGCAAAUUCUUCAGGCAAAUCAUCUCCGCCCUGGAUUUUUGUCAUUCCCAUUCGAUUUGCCAUCGAGACUUAAAGCCGGAGAAUCUACUACUGGACGAGAAGAAUAACAUUAAGAUAGCGGACUUUGGUAUGGCAUCCUUGCAGCCAGCCGGCAGCAUGCUAGAGACAUCCUGCGGCAGCCCACACUACGCGUGUCCUGAGGUCAUACGGGGCGAGAAGUAUGAUGGCCGCAAGGCGGAUGUCUGGUCCUGUGGUGUUAUCCUGUACGCCCUGCUGGUGGGUGCGUUGCCCUUCGACGACGACAACUUGCGCCAGCUGCUGGAGAAAGUCAAGCGCGGCGUCUUUCACAUACCGCACUUUGUGCCGCCCGACUGCCAGACCCUCCUGCGGGGCAUGAUUGAGGUGAAUCCCGACCGGCGUCUCACGUUGGCUGAAAUCAACCGCCAUCCCUGGGUCACAGCCGGGGGCAAAGGUGAACUGGAGCUGGAACUGCCGAUGAUGGAGGUGGUGCAGACACAUGUCAUUCCCACAGCAACCGCAGUGGACCCGGAUGUGCUGAAUGCCAUUUGUUCGCUGGGAUGUUUCAAGGAGAAGGACAAGCUCAUCCAGGAGCUGUUGAGUGCGAGUCACAACACGGAGAAGGUUAUAUACUUCCUGUUGCUGGAGCGCAAGCGGAGAAGGCCUGCCUUGGAGGAUGACGACGAGAUAGCCCAAAAGUCCCGCAGUGAACUGGAUGCAGUGGAUCCUCCUCGAAAGCGUCUGGACACAUGCCGUAUCAAUGGAACCAAUGCGCCCAGCUAUGGGCAGAUCUCUGAGGGCUCACCGCUCACGCCUAGACGACAGGCCUUUAAUUUCCGGUCGUACAGCAGUACCCGAAACCACCAACGCCGCUCACCCACCACGGUGUCCUCGUCGGUGCGGAGCUCCUCAUAUCACAGUCCCACGCGUUGCAACUCCCCGAUGACCUCCGCCCAGCAGCAGGCGAAUGCCAUUUCCAGGCCCUCCUCGCCGGCGGCUGGAACUCGGCACUCCACCUACGGAGAUCGGGACCGCUCCGGAUCAGUGCAUCACUCCUCGGUCAGCCGGACACCGUCGCACAGUUCGCAGAAGAGCAUCGAGGGCGAUGUGGUGGUGGUGCGGGAGCCGCGACUCGAGCGGCGGGACUCACUGCGUCAGGAAAGAGGUGGCGGAUCGUCGCGGGAGCGAGGGGAUUGCGGUAUGCCGCCGGGCAGUCCGGGCGGCAACUCCAGUGGCUCCACGGCCGCCUCGCCGUCGGUGCACCAUCGUGCCAACUCAGGUCCGACCAUUGCCAUUAGUAUGUUCCACGAUCCAGAGUCGAAUAGUGUUGUGAAUCCCAAUGGCUCGCCGAUGAUGAACAACAGCAGUCCGGGUAUGCCAGGAUCGCCGUGCAACACGCCCGGAGGACAGCUCUGGAAAACGCGACUCACCAACAUCAAGAACAGUUUCCUGGGCAGUCCGCGUUUCCAUCGCAGAAAAAUGCAGGUUUCUGCCGAUGAGGUCCACUUGACUCCUGAAUCAUCGCCGGAGCUGACGAAGCGUUCCUGGUUUGGGAAUCUCAUCACAACCGAAAAGGACGAAACCUUUACAAUUCUGGUCAAGGGCAAACCCAUAGCCACUGUCAAGGCCCAUUUGAUUCAUGCAUUUUUAUCUAUGGCUGAGCUAUCGCAUAGUGUGGUGUCCCCCACAUCCUUCCGUGUGGAGUACAAACGGAAUGGCAAUGGGCCCGUAAUGUUCCAGCGCCACGUCAAGUUUCAGGUCGACAUUAGUGCCAUUUGCAAGCAAGGUGACAUAGCAGACAUGUUGUUUGCUCUGACAUUUACGCUCCUAUCAGGUAAUAUUCGGCGUUUCCGUCGCAUUUGCGAGCACAUACAAUCACAGGUGUGCUCCAAGCGGUUCCCGGGUCCCAGCAGUCCGCCAACGGUGACCACCGUAACCCAGGCCGUGUCCGAGAGUUCCUCCUGCGGAUCGGUGUCCAGCGAGAGAUUAUCCUAUAAGCGUCAGGUGAUUGAGAAUGAUAUAGAGAACGAUUCCAUAUUUUCGUACAAGGCCGGCAAUGGUCGUCGAGCAUCGACCACUAACAAUAAUAAUGCCAAUCCCGUUGAUAUUCCUGGCAGUCCCAUAGCAGUGCGAUCAAACUCCGAGACCGCUGAACACGAACGCAACCGCGAACUGCAGAGUGAGCGCCAGGCGACAACGAUGUCCGGUAGUGCAAUCGCAUGAGAAUUAUUUCUCUGAUUUAGUUACAUUUUUCUCAAGGAUAUUUGUUUUGAUAUGGCACUAGUCAACUCUAAAACCAGCAACCAAAUAAUGUACUUUAACUAAGCAAACGAAUCAGCAUAACAGCUGACAAACAACCAACUUGAAAAACAGUAUUUUUUCUGAAAUACGAAUAGAGUCAGAGAUUUUCAAAAUAAUUCAACCAAAAGCAAUAAUAGGAAAAUUUAUAUACACUAACAAUGAAAUAUAAGUAAUUCAAAUAAUGAAUCAGAAUCAGAAUCAGAAAUUUUGUAUGCCGAAUCGAAUGAAAAUAACUUUUUGCUAGCUGCUCUAGCUUUUAUCAGAAAACUUGAUUUUCUAGUUAUUGAUUUUUUGAGUGAUUUUUAUUGUAUGUUCUUUUUGAUGGACAUUGUUGCCGCCGCGCCUAAAAAGCUUGCAAAUAAAAACACCGUGUAAAAAUAUACAAAAAACAAAAAAAACAUUAACAAAAUUAAGAAGGAUAAACAUAGCACCUAGCUUAAGACGAACCAGCUAUUAUAGUCAUUUUCUUUAAUUAGUAUAGACCUCGUAAUUAGCUACGCAGAUGAGGAUCGCUACUCAAGAAAAUACGCUGACAAUUUGUAUAGAGUAUGUAUAAAGGAUAUUAUGCAAAAUGCACUGAUCUUUAAAUAAAAAUUAACAAAAAAGUAUAGAGAAAAGAAAGUAAACUUUUGCAUUAACGUAGCGUUGCUGUUUUUUUCUAACAAAUCAAAUCGAUAAACUAUUUUGCUAGCCAUAAAAUAACAAAUAAAAAUCGACGAAGCAAGAUGAAAACGCAACUAUUUUUCCUAAAAACACAGACAAAGUACUAAAGCAAAUCGCGUAAACUUUCAAACUUCAGAUAUAUGCAUAUAUGACGAUCAAAAGAGUGUUGUGCGGUAGAUGAACUCGAAGCCAGAUAUAAAGCAAGCUUAAGGAAAAAUAAAUAAGAAUUAAAGAUAAUAUUGUAUAAUGUAUGAUGUACAUAAGAGAGAUCGGCACAGCACAUGGAUAAUUAGGCAUAUAAAGGCACCUUAAAAUACCAGAAACAAUAUAUAUUUUGCAUGGGCAUGACAUAAAGCUUUCUUAACCAGUACUUGUAUAAAAUCAAUUUUGGGACGAAACAUAUAUCUAGUAUGUAUAGUGCAUGGAACAGGGAUUGUACAAAUUGUUGAGUUGCACACCAGUGACGAAAAUACCUAAGAGAGAAAUUCGAUUGGAGUUUGUAUAUUUUUUGUAUCGGAGAUCCAGAGUUCGGUGUAGAGCGCACUGGCUUGGAUUUAGAACCAAGCAAGCUGUCCACAAAUGCACAAAUAACCUAACAUAGUUUUUCUCUCGGUGUAAGAAGAGUGUGUCGCCUGGCAACCCCCAAUAACAAACAAUCACAUUGAAUCCUAACCUCCCUCUACCUACCUUACUUUUGAGUGGUUUUCAUAGAAUAUAGUUUUUUUGUUUUCGGUUUUCUUGAAAAUAAUCAGAGUUGGUUUUUUUUUAUAACGACACAUACGAUAAUUUGAAACUAAAAGACUUAAGAAAUUGACAUAAAGCUAAUGAAAUCCAACAAAAAACCGUCCAUUUAUCCACUUAAAACUAAACAACAAUGUAGUUUCAAGCUGCAACUCAGCAAUUUGUGGAAUCAACCCGGCGACGAGUGUAAAGCGACAACUGAUUAUAUGUAUGUACGAAUAAUAUUUAAAAGGAUAUAGUUAUUUAAACUGUGUAUGACAGCAAUAUCAAAAUAGUCAAGGGACGAUUAUAAGAAGGCAACAGAUCGAUACUAAAAGUGAUUAGAACAAAUAUUAAACGAAAAGUUCAUUAAAAACAAAAUGCUUCAAUGAUUGAUAAAC
Molecule: messenger RNA, 5664 nt
Organism: Drosophila ananassae
Lineage: Eukaryota; Metazoa; Arthropoda; Insecta; Diptera; Drosophilidae
Gene: sff
Product: serine/threonine-protein kinase BRSK1
Exons: 16
Coding region: 1211-3802 (863 amino acids)
Biological process (GO): intracellular signal transduction; protein phosphorylation; microtubule cytoskeleton organization
Cellular component (GO): cytoplasm
Molecular function (GO): tau-protein kinase activity; protein serine/threonine kinase activity; ATP binding
Source: RefSeq, a predicted model, not a curated record